Molecule: messenger RNA, 2613 nt
Organism: Xenopus laevis (African clawed frog)
Lineage: Eukaryota; Metazoa; Chordata; Amphibia; Anura; Pipidae
Gene: map2k1.S
Product: mitogen-activated protein kinase kinase 1 S homeolog
Exons: 11
Coding region: 150-1337 (395 amino acids)
Biological process (GO): regulation of Golgi inheritance; regulation of early endosome to late endosome transport; regulation of stress-activated MAPK cascade
Cellular component (GO): mitochondrion; centrosome; nucleus
Molecular function (GO): protein serine/threonine kinase activity; MAP kinase kinase activity; transferase activity
Source: RefSeq, a predicted model, not a curated record
AUUGGCUUAGAGAUAGCAAGAGAAACAAUGUAACAGGGAGCCGCGCCCCCCGGAUACAGAGAGAUACGGAGUGACAGUCCGCUGUAGCACUGCCAGGGUCUGGGAUAGCGAUAGUCACUGCCAAGCUCUGCUCUCCACUCACUCCCAACAUGCCUAAAAAGAAGCCUACGCCCAUACAGCUGAACCCCAACCCCGAAGGGACUGCUGUCAACGGAACCCCUACAGCCGAGACAAACCUUGAAGCUCUGCAGAAAAAGCUAGAGGAGCUUGAGCUGGAUGAGCAGCAGAGGAAGCGUCUGGAGGCUUUUCUCACCCAGAAGCAGAAAGUUGGAGAACUGAAGGAUGACGACUUUGAGAAAGUUUCGGAGCUUGGAGCAGGCAAUGGAGGAGUGGUGUUUAAGGUGUCCCACAAGCCGACCAGCUUGAUUAUGGCUAGAAAGUUAAUUCAUCUGGAGAUUAAGCCUGCAAUCCGAAACCAGAUUAUCCGAGAGUUGCAGGUUCUGCAUGAGUGUAACUCCCCAUACAUUGUGGGCUUCUAUGGGGCCUUCUACAGUGAUGGAGAGAUCAGCAUUUGCAUGGAACACAUGGAUGGAGGCUCCCUUGAUCAGGUUUUGAAGAAAGCUGGCAAAAUCCCAGAGAAGAUAUUGGGAAAAGUCAGCAUUGCCGUGAUAAAAGGUUUAACCUACCUGAGAGAGAAGCAUAAGAUAAUGCACAGAGAUGUGAAACCUUCUAACAUCCUGGUCAACUCUAGAGGAGAGAUAAAACUGUGCGACUUUGGGGUCAGCGGGCAGCUCAUAGAUUCCAUGGCAAAUUCCUUUGUUGGGACAAGAUCCUAUAUGUCGCCAGAGAGGCUACAGGGCACUCAUUACUCUGUGCAAUCCGACAUCUGGAGCAUGGGGCUGUCACUGGUGGAAAUGGCCAUUGGAAGGUAUCCCAUUCCACCGCCUGAUGCCAAAGAGCUGGAACUUAUCUUUGGCUGUUCUGUAGAAGGGGACCCGGCAUCUUCUGAACUGGCACCUCGCCCCCGGCCACCCGGACGUCCAAUAAGUUCAUAUGGUCCUGAUAGUCGACCACCCAUGGCCAUUUUCGAACUUCUGGAUUAUAUAGUGAACGAGCCACCUCCAAAAUUGCCCAGUGGAGUAUUUGGAGCGGAGUUCCAGGAGUUUGUGAACAAAUGUCUUGUGAAGAAUCCGGCUGAGAGAGCAGACCUUAAACAGCUAAUGGUUCACAGCUUUAUUAAGCAGUCAGAGUUGGAUGAGGUGGAUUUUGCUGGAUGGCUCUGUUCCACUAUGGGCCUUAAGCAGCCCAGUACCCCAACCCAUGCCGCAGGAGUGUGAGUGAACAUGGCAUGGAUGGUGGGCCUGGCAGAGAGUUACCACAUCAUGCUCAUGCCAACCUCUUGGAACCUUGGGGUCUCUGCAGAAAGUGCCAAAAACAUUCUUUUAAUUCUCUCUUCAAUCCCUUCAUUGAGUCGGGUCCUUUUGGGAAUGGGAUGAACACGAUUUAUUCCAGUGUCCUGUGGGCUCCACUUGCAGUACGGUUCCUGCUUUUAUCCCAUGAUGCUUUGUGGUACCUGUGAUGCUUUCAGUACACGAUACAGGAGAUGAGCCCAGUCUGUGUUUGGAAGAGGACAGGACUGUGCAUUCUGAUUUACCAGCAAAAAAAUGCAUACUAGGUCAGUCGCAGGGUAGACCAACCUCAACUGACGGCUAUGUACCUAACUGGAUGGAUGAAAUGUAAUGGUCAAACAAAAUAAAAAGCUUAUAAGCAAGGGCAAGACAGACCUAAUGAGAUUUCUAUCAUAUCAAUAAUGCAGUGCAGGCUAAAUUAAUUCAAAUGGUCAGUUUUAACACGUCCCUUGUUAGCAAGACUACAAGUUACUGCACUUGGUUCAUGUUGGUCGCGCGAGACUGCACCCCCCCCCCCCCAAAUUAGGAUUCACUUAAGCUGUCUGGAGAUCUGAGCCAUGCAUGUUCCUUGCAGGCAGAUGUCUAUCUGAACCUGCAUCCAAAGCCAUAAGCCCAGGGCCUGUCCGCUUUAAGAAAUGGCCAGUUAUGGGAAAUGAAUUGUGGAAAUGUUAACCCAUCUCUGUCGGAGCACUUCUAUUUGGUGGAGCACGUAUCACUGGAUAUCUUUAAGAUUCCUCUAAUCAUGGAGAUAAGAGUGGGGGGCAAAUGUUGAGUGUAGGGCAGUGUGACAAUAUCUGUUAGAUCUCUGAGGGUAAUAGGAAAGAGUUUACACACUUUAAAAGCAUAACAAACCAUGAAUCCAUACAGGUUGCUCCGGCAGAGGCGGGAUAGCUAGCCAGCAGUCCUUCCGCUGCCUCCUGCCUGUGCCUCUUUGCUUGCUCUUGAUUCUUUCAUAUUUAUUUUUUAUUUGAACGUGAUGUGCUGUGUGAGCUGUGGAUCUGCUCGCUGUAUAGGGCUUUCCCUCCAUGGAAGUCUUUAUCCCGUGUUCCCUUAUUGCAACAACUCCAUCAUGCCAAGGGGAAAAGCUUUACCCCAGAGCAGAAUUCCUGACCGUGAGAAGCAUUUGCCUUUAGUCUCUGAACAUUGUAUCUUUUGAGUCUUCGGAUGUGUUAUCUUUGAUUCUAAUAAAUAUGUUCUAGAGAAA